AGAUUGAUUCCAAUUUGACGAAUCCUUAACUCAAAAUUAUUACUUUCCAAACAUCUUUUCUUGGCUGUUUAUAUUUAUUACAUUAUUUUCAUUUUUCGUUCUUCUUUUUCUAGUUACUCUUUCCCUGCCUAGAAAAGGCUAUAAACGAUGGCAAUCCGCAAGUUUGAGUUGGAGGCCAAACUCAAAGAUGACAACAAGCUCAUCCGCACGGGGGUCAUCCGCAACGACCACCCCCUAGACUCGUCCCCGGAAUUUCUGGAUUUUUUGCAAGCCUGCCGGAGGGGUGAUUUGAAGACUUGUCAGGAACUAAUCUCAGCCGGCGUCAACAUCAACGCCAAGGACAAUUAUGAUUAUACCCCGCUCGUUGUCGCCAGUUUGUGCGGUCACUAUGAGUUGGUUCAGUUACUCCUAGAAUCGGGGGCUUUGGCCGAUCCCGACUCCUUCGAGCGGGAACGAGCCGUGUACAACGCGCUCAACAACAAGAUCAGAAACCUACUCCUGUCUUACGACUACUCCAAGUCGGCAGAUCCCUUGCAGCCAUGGUCCUCCCACGUCACAUCGCUGCUGGUCCGUGACAACCCCUCAACAUCUGACAUCACCCUCUCCGCCCCGACAGAGGACUUCCGCCUCCACAAAUUCAUCCUCUCCGCCAGGUCGCCCUAUUUCAUGCGUAAAUUUGCCGAUGCUCCAGAGACCGUCACUUGGAAGUUGCCUCACGCCAUCCCUGUCGAGGCCUUUAGGGUCGUACUCCGGUAUCUGUACCUCGGUGACCUACCCCGCGACUUUGUCGGCCCAGGGAGCGUUGUUAGCGAGGAGGAAGUCUUCAGGGGCGUUGAUAAGCUGUGUAAGCAGCUCGAGGUCGAGAAGCUGUGGGAGGCCGUCUUGUCCAUCAAUGACCGCCGGUUGGCGAGGCAACGUCAACAGGAUGAAGUUCAGCGCGCCCAGGACCAAGUGGAUGGGUUCUUUCACGGUACAGUACUAAAGCACAAGGUCGAAGUCGACACCCGCCGAGCCGGCGACGUCAAGUGGCCCCGUCACAAUGCCAUAUUUGCCGACUGCCUCCUGAGGGCGGACGAUCAACCAGAGGGCGAAGACGAGAGAAACACCGAAACUCCCUCCGACGGAACCGCCAUCCCGAUCGGCCCGGCAGGGGAAACCACACCUAAAAAUGGCACCUCCUCAAAACCAUCCGGCCGUUCGGUGCUCUUCCCGGUGCACAAGCCUUUCCUGAUACGCAGCCCCUACUUCGAAACCAUGUUCUCCUCCGACUUCCUGGAAGCUCACGAGGCGGACCACCUCCACGUCAUCAAAGUCGACUGCACCCCCGCGGUCCUCGAGAUCAUCCUCCGCUUUCUUUACACGGAGAAAACUGACUGCCCGCUUGAACACGCGCUCGAUCUCCUCUACGCCGCCGAUAUGCUCUUGCUCGAAAAGCUCAAAACCAAAGCCGCCGUCACCAUCUCCACCCUCGGCAGCGGCACCAGCAACGCCCUCGUCGACCGCACGCACAACAGCCACCCGGACAUGCCCACACCCACACCCAACGAACAACUCCCUCCCCCCUCAACCGGCGAAGCCAGCCCCGCACCAGCACCCGCAACACCGGCCGUAGAAAUAGAGCCGAUCAACGUCUACGACGUGAUCCGCGCCGCCUGGGACCUCAAGGUCCAGCGCCUCGAGGAGUUCGCCGCCCGCUACCUGGCCGGCCGCCUCGAGGACUACAUCGACGAGGCCGAGUUCGCCGACCUGAUCCGCGAGAGCGCCGACCGCAUCCAGGCCCGCCAGGAGACCGACACCAUCGAGCUGCUGGACGACAUCCGCUACUACCUGUCCGAGCGUUUUCGGUUUCGGUUUGAGGGGGAUGGGUUGGAGGAGAUGUUGGAUGAUGGGUCUGAUGGGUUUGAUGGGGGGGAUGAUGGGGGCGAAGGGAAAGGGGUGGCGGUGGAUGCGGAAGGUGUGGAAGUGAGCGGUGGGCAGGCGGGCGGCGUGAAGACGUUGAAUGGGAAGGUGGUUGAGGACGAGUUUGCCUCGGAUGCGGUGAAUUAUCAGAUCUUGCAGGAGAAGAUUGAUAGGAUGUUGGAGGAGUUGAAGUUGGAUGCGUGAGGGAGACUUUGGAUAUGAGCAUGAUGCGUAGGAGAUUAUGGAUAGAUUGAUCGUUCUGCAUCAGCAUUAGUUAGAACUACAGCGAUAAAUACACGCAUAUUUCUUUUGUUUCGGUAGGGUCACU
This is a messenger RNA of Chaetomium fimeti, 2227 nucleotides long. RefSeq lists its product as uncharacterized. Gene Ontology annotation, molecular function: protein binding. The transcript is spliced from 4 exons. The record is from RefSeq and is a predicted model, not a curated record. NCBI's taxonomy places the organism in Eukaryota, Fungi, Ascomycota, Sordariomycetes, Sordariales, Chaetomiaceae. Bases 148 to 2103 code for a protein of 651 amino acids. Gene Ontology annotation, cellular component: cytoplasm; ubiquitin ligase complex.